GAGAUAGUCAUUUCAGAAUAUCUUUUCUAUAUUAUUUCCAUAGUAUUAUUUCCAUAGUAAAGGAAAUCCAUACUGUUUUUUUCUUGAUGCAGUUCAGAAAGAACAAGUAUUUGCACAUUUUAUUGAAGCAAUAUCUCUGUAAAGUGUAUAGUUUCAUGUUAAGAACUGUCCAGAUACUGUCGUGUCGUAUUGACGAAGCACUUUUUAAAACAUGUAUUUCAUUACAGCCUCCAAAUAUUAAUUUCAUUGGCUAUUUAAAUUAAUCAAGGCGUCCAAUAGAAUUAAGAAUACAAAGGUCUGUAUCAUGUUAUCCCAGCCGAUAUCUUUUUUUUUUUUUUGUUUCUUCCUUUAUUUUCAAAUACAAAAUGGCAGGUCGAUCACCUUCUCCUUAUACAAGAAGACGCCCUUCUUCACCACCAAGAAGAAGCCACGUCAAGUCCGAACCUCGUAGUAAUUCCAACAGUCCAAGAAGAAGAAGUCCACCACCACCUAGAAGAAGAGAUCGUAGCAGAUCUCGUGAUAGAGGACGCCGAUCAUCGCCAUCGCCACGUAGAGAUUAUAGACCUUAUGACGAUAGACGAUCACGCCAUCAGCAAAGCGAAGUUGAUGGUAUUCCUAUUUUACCCGGCGAGAGCUUCUCAGAUUAUCGAACUCGUGUAAGAAAUCAAUCUACAAAAACCAUUUGGGCUCGCUCGCCUGAAAGUCCUACACGCUCUGUCUCACCUGAAGACACGCGUAAGUCUAAAAAGAAGCAUUCUAGAAAACAUGAGUCUGAUUCCGAAGAAGACAGCAGUGAAGAGGAACGUCGUCGUCGUCAUAAAAAGAAGCACCGUAAAUCAAAAAGCCAUAAAUCCAGUAGUAGUAGUAGACACAGUAAGAAGAGUAAAAAGUAUUCAUCGUCUGAGGAAUCCAGCGAAUCGGAAAAUGACCGUGAUAAGGAAAGAGCUGUUGUUGAGGUUGAUCCGUCUCAGUUAGAUGCAGUUGAAGACCUCUGGGUAGAGAAAAAAGUGGAUCUUUUGGAUGAUUUGGCACCUGUUGGACCUGCACCUUUGAUUGAAAAUGAUGAUCAUAAUGUUAGAGCUUAUGGCUCUGCAUUGCUUCCUGGUGAAGGUUCUGCAAUGGCAGCUUAUGUGCAACAAGGUAAACGUAUUCCUCGUCGUGGUGAAAUUGGUUUGAGUGGUGAUCAGAUUCUUGACUUUGAAAAGGCUGGUUAUGUCAUGAGUGGUAACAGACAUCAACGUAUGAAUGCAGUACGUCUCCGUAAAGAAAAUCAAGUUAUUUCGGCCGAAGAAAAGCGUCUUGUUUUACAACAUGCUCAAGAACAAAAGAUGAAGCGUGAAAAUGAAAUCAUUUCUGGGUUCAGAGAGAUCCUCAGUGAUAAAUUUAAAAAGGAAGAAUAAAAUGCUUAGAUUGACGUAAUGACUCGUGUAUCAAUGAAAUAUUCUCCGUGUGCAAAUGUGCAACCCUGCCUAAAAAGCAAAGAGAAAGAUCGUCAUUUUAACCUGGAUAAAUCAUUUACCCGCGGUUAGCCCUUUCUUAAAAAGCAAUUGUCUCAAUUC
Mucor mucedo is the source of this 1559-nucleotide messenger RNA. Its product is annotated as ras-induced vulval development antagonist-domain-containing protein. Gene Ontology annotation, cellular component: nucleus. Gene Ontology annotation, molecular function: chromatin binding. The transcript is spliced from 5 exons. Lineage: Eukaryota; Fungi; Mucoromycota; Mucoromycetes; Mucorales; Mucoraceae. Gene Ontology annotation, biological process: regulation of gene expression. The record is from RefSeq and is a predicted model, not a curated record. Bases 366 to 1400 code for a protein of 344 amino acids.